AUGACGAAAUAUAUUUCAGUCAACAAGUACAUGACAGGACUUAAAGAAGAACUAGACCCAUUCGCUUAUUUGAAUGUUUACUUCUACCAUUUUGAAAAGUCUUCAUUCAGCAAAGUUUGGAACAUCGAACCAGUUAAGUUUGCUAUUGUGACUAAAAAUGGUGCGAAAUUUGAAGACUUAGACAUAGAAGGUUUGUUAGCAGUCAAAGAAAAUUUUGACAGAAGGUUUUCAAACCUUAAAGAAGGCAAAGCAUACAAACUUGUUAUACCUUAUGAACCAAAGAAAGCAGACGACUAUGAAUAUUAUGAGUCUAAGAUAGUUGAAGUUCAAGGUAAAUUGGGUAAAAAGAUUUUAGAGUCUAAACCAGUGUUUGCUCCUAAAGAGGAAGAGAACAUUGACAUUGACCCAGAAAUGUUCUAA
Molecule: messenger RNA, 420 nt
Organism: Trichomonas vaginalis G3
Lineage: Eukaryota; Parabasalia; Trichomonadida; Trichomonadidae
Product: protein of unknown function, DUF4108 family
Exons: 1
Coding region: 1-420 (139 amino acids)
Source: RefSeq, a predicted model, not a curated record